CGGUAAGGUUCGAUUUUGACCUCGAACCCAACGGCAUCUCUGCCCGCCUCGUCUGCGACAAGCAUCCGCCAAGACGGCCCUCCUCCGUCCCCCCUCAGCGACCUAUCGGAUACCUGCCGCCCUCCAUCCGCUGGCACAGGCAGCACAGUUCUCCCCCCUCUCGACCUGUUCCUCUCCCGACAACAACACCAAGGGUCCCCCCCAUAUCGAGCCCCGCGGCCCCGUCGGUUUCUCUUCUUCUCUCUCGCGCGCAGUUUCUCUCCCUUUCACGCCCGCCAGCCUUCGGUUCCGCCCCGCCCACGAUACCCUACGUGUACAUGACGAUCCAGUCGCCCGCCGACGUCUUUCGCAUAGCAUAGGCCCUCGGGCUGCUCCUCGCCUGGUUCCUGUUAUCGGCAUACCUCGCCGGGAGGAGCCAUGGCCGAACGAACGUCUUCGUCGAGGCGGCCGCGGCCAGCCAGCGACGAAGCCAUCGGGAACUUUGUCAUCGACAGGGAGAUAGGGAAGGGGAGCUUUGCCCAGGUGUACUCUGGCCGUCACAAGGACACGGGCGCCCUGGUCGCCAUCAAGUCCGUCGAGCUUUCCCGCCUGAAUAAGAAGCUGAAGGAGAACCUCUACGGCGAGAUCAAGAUCCUCAGGCGGCUCCGUCAUCCCCACAUUGUCGCCCUCCACGACUGCGUCGAGUCGGGGACGCACAUCAACCUCAUCAUGGAGUACUGUGAGCUGGGGGACCUGUCGUUGUUCAUCAAGAAGCGGGAUAAGCUCAUCACGAACUCGGCCACGCACGAACUCGCCCGCAAAUACCCCGUCGCCCCGAACUCCGGCCUGAACGAGGUGGUCAUCCGUCACUUCCUGAAGCAGCUCACCAGUGCCAUCAAGUUCCUGCGGGAAGCGAACCUCAUUCAUCGCGAUGUCAAGCCCCAGAACCUGCUCCUGCUGCCGUCGCCCCAGUUCCGGGAGGCCAACAAGAUGCAAAAGCAGAUCCUGAGCGCGAGCCACGACUCGCUCACCCCCGCCGCCGGGCUCCCCUCGCUCCCCAUGCUCAAGCUGGCCGACUUCGGCUUCGCCAGGGUGCUCCCAUCGACGUCGCUCGCCGAGACUCUGUGCGGCUCGCCCCUGUACAUGGCCCCCGAGAUUCUCCGCUACGAGCGCUACGACGCAAAGGCCGACCUGUGGUCCGUAGGCACCGUACUGUUCGAGAUGGCGACGGGGAAGCCCCCGUUCCGCGCCGGCAACCAUGUCGAGCUCUUGCGGAAGAUCGAGGCGUCCGAAGACGUUAUCCGGUUCUCAAAGGACUGCCUCGUCAGCGCCGAAAUCAAGGGCCUGAUCCGAGCCCUCCUCAAGCGAAAUCCGGUGGAGCGGAUAAGCUUCGAGGAUUACUUUUCUCAUCCCGUCAUCACGGGUCCCAUCCCGGGCCUGGUGGAGGACGAUAUUCCGAAGCAGGCAGAGAAGCCGGCGCCGGCCGAGACGAGGGGUCCGAGUGGGGUUGACGAGGGCGCGACCCUGUCGCGGCGGACGUCCCUGAGACGGUAUCCUCCUCCUCCUCCCGCAGAGCACGACGGGCGCGAGCCCGGAGUCUCCCCGUCGCCGAAGCCGCGCCGGUCAUCACCCCUUGCGACGCCUAUCGAGCCCAAGCCGAAUCCGCUGGAGCAGGUAUCCAGCCCCCGCCUGAGCUACUCUCCCCGGCAGGAGGGAGAAGAAGGGCUCGGGAUACGGCGUCCCGCCGUCCAGCCGUCCACUUCGGCUCCUGUCCGGCCCGUUACGUACGUUGACCGAAGCCGCCGAUACUCGAACGCUUCGGUGAGGUCGCCCGCUCGCGAGCCUCCGGCACAGGAGCCUGCCGGCCGCGCGCGGCCCAAGAGCGCAGCGAGCAGGCCGCUGACGGAGGAAGAAAAGGCCGCUCAGGACGUGGCUUUCGAGAGAGACUACAUCUUCGUAGACAAGACCGCGGUCGAAGUCAACGCGCUUGCGGACCAGAUCUCGCUCUACCCGCAGCAAGCCCAAUCGCCCAAGUCGGGCCAGAUCGUUAGACGCGCCACUCAGCAGGGGGCGCCCACCUCGACCACGGGUGCCGUACCGAGCCGCUCGUCCAAGAGCCCGCAGGGACGGAACGACCAUUACCGGAAACCGUCGUACGACAAGAGCUUGUCCGGCAGCCCCGGCAGCACGACGUCGGUCAUCUCGAGGGCCAUCCAGGAUGCCAGCCUCCGGCUGUUCGGCUUCAAGGUACCACCACAGAUGCUGUCCAAGGGGCAAUCGCCGCCGCAAAUAUACAGCCCGUUCCCCGCCUACCCGACGCCAUCGGUGCCGGCGGGCUUGAUCAUGGACGGGAAGCAGAGCACCCCGGUGGACGAGGACUCGAGAGUCGCGCAGUGCAUCGAGGAGUACGCGACGCGGAGCGACGUGGUCUAUGGCUUCGCCGAGGUCAAGUACAAGCAGCUCGUUCCGCUGGCCCCGUCUGCCGAGCACGGACUCGGUGGUGUCCUCGCCGACAAGAUGGGCGAGGAGGACGAGGGUCUCACGACGGACGCGAUCGUGUCCAUAUCGGAAGAGGCCCUGGUGCUGUACGUCAAGGCGCUGUCCCUGCUCGCCAAGGCGAUGGACAUUGCCAGUCUCUGGUGGUCGCGCAAGAACCGGGCGGAGUCGAGCAACAGCGUGCACCCGGCCACCCGGGACUCGGUUAACUCGCAGGCGCUGGCGCUCAAGAUUAACGCCGCCGUCCAGUGGAUCAGGUCCCGGUUCAACGAGGUCCUGGAGAAGGCCGAGAUUGUCCGGCUAAAACUGAUCGAGGCGCAGAAGCAGCUGCCCGAAGAGCACCCCAGCCACCCGAGCAACCACCCGGCUGAAACAGGCGCGGUGAGCGGCUCGGGCACCGAAGGCGUCUUCCUCUCGGCCGGAAUCAGCGCCGAGAAACUGAUGUAUGACCGGGCCGUGGAGAUGAGCCGCACGGCCGCCAUAAACGAGAUUGCGAGCGAAGAUCUACCGGGCUGCGAGAUCUCCUACGUCACGGCUAUCCGCAUGCUCGAGGCGGUGCUGGAUAGCGACGACGACCACCUGCCGAAGCGUCGCGUAUCGAGCUCGUCAUCCAAGGAUGACAAGUCCGUCGCUGCUCAAGACGCCCCGGAUGGGAUGAGCAGCGACGACAAGCAGACGGUGCAGAAGAUGGUGCAGAUGAUCAAUGGCAGGCUUGCCAGCUUGCGGAGGAGAAUGCGCGCCAUUGCAGCAGCGUCAAAAUCACAGCAGCAGCAGCAGCAACAACAACAGCAGCAGCAGCAGCAGCAGCAACAGCAACAGCAGCAAUUCGUCUCCCGGCCGCGCAGCGGCGAUGUUACGCCCCGCAGCGUCCCAGUUUGAAGGUAACAGACUUUAUGAUAACUGACGAGAGAAGAAGGCAUUAGACUCCCCAUUACCAUUAUGUUUGGGGAAAGGAAAGGGCACUUAGGCCUCACGGCUGGCACGGGGUUUU
Thermothelomyces thermophilus ATCC 42464 is the source of this 3466-nucleotide messenger RNA. RefSeq lists its product as uncharacterized. Lineage: Eukaryota; Fungi; Ascomycota; Sordariomycetes; Sordariales; Chaetomiaceae. Gene Ontology annotation, molecular function: ATP binding; protein serine/threonine kinase activity. The transcript has 3 exons. Gene Ontology annotation, cellular component: cytoplasm; autophagosome. Bases 418 to 3354 code for a protein of 978 amino acids. Gene Ontology annotation, biological process: peptidyl-serine phosphorylation; protein autophosphorylation; autophagy. The record is from RefSeq and is a predicted model, not a curated record.